UCGUGUGGGCUUUAGGCGAAUGGCAACGCAACGAUGUUGACGGCGGAAAACAUGAAUUUAAAGUGUCGUUUGUGUUUAUGCUCAGUGGGGAAUCAAAUAGAGUUCUGUGGAUCCCUUACUGAUAAUGGGUUUUGCGAAAUGGUUAAAACAGUUUUCCAUUUCCCGCUUCCAAUGGUCCAAACUAUUUCUGGUAGCAACUACAACUUACCAGUAACGGUGUGCCCACAAUGUUACACUACCAUUCGGAACUUUUACAGUUUUACUAAACUCACGGAAGCCAACCAGGAAAAAUUGCAAACAGAAUAUGGCAAUAAAGCUACUAGUUUGUCACAAGAUUCUGUUGUUAAUGCAACCGACGUGAAUCAUGACGAUGUACCUCCUCUGUUGAUGUGGGUUGAUGCUGCAGUCGAGAGCAAUCAUGGAUCCAACUUGGUGACAAGAAACACAUCCAAUGAAAACGGUAGCCAUUCGCGAAGUUCAGUCAACCAAGCUACGCCAGACGACACUGGCGAAAUUCCUUCUGCAGAAUGUGCUAUCAAAGUAAAUGCUACGAAACAACUUACAAAAGUUGAACGACGUGUAAGUCUGGUUACGGCAAAAAUUGACAUGCUUAUUCAAAGCAUAGGAAAAACACGCGUCGAGUCCAUUUAUAAUCGCUUUCAUCGUCUAUCUUUUGAGUUCAAUGCAACCGAAACGGAAGAUGAGCUUAUAUCUUUAAACAAUCAGUUGGAGGAAAAACAGUACAAGGAAAAAGUGUUAGGUUGGCUUGCAACCAAUAUCACCACAGUGGAUAGUGCCAAUCGCAUGAAUGAAGCAUUAGAUUUGAUUUUUACUAGAAAAUUUUUUGACGAAUGUAAUUGGACAGGAAAAAGUUCGAUUAGAGGCCAACAAAAAGUAGCAAUAAGUAAAUACACCAACGUGCUUGAGUUAUUCCGACUUAUUGGAACUACGAAAGACAACAGUGUCAACUCUAGUGAUCUUAAACUUUUUUUCAUGGGUAAGCUUCAGCGUUCGAAAAGUAGGUUGCAUUUAAACGGUAUUCGUAGAACAUAUUCACGUAAAAAAAUAUAAAUCCUUGCUCAUUCAUUAUAAAUAUAAUUCAAAAAUUGAUUCACCUCAUAAACAAUGAUUUUGUUUUUUUGGGCGGAGGAGAUCUUUGAAUGACAACCGGUUCCCGUGGCCUGCCAUGGGUCCACGGUUAGUGUAGGAUUCUUAUCGGCUAAAA
This is a messenger RNA of Anopheles coustani, 1225 nucleotides long. RefSeq lists its product as uncharacterized. Lineage: Eukaryota; Metazoa; Arthropoda; Insecta; Diptera; Culicidae. The record is from RefSeq and is a predicted model, not a curated record. Gene Ontology annotation, cellular component: nucleus. Gene Ontology annotation, molecular function: zinc ion binding. The transcript has 2 exons. Bases 34 to 1071 code for a protein of 345 amino acids.